This is a messenger RNA of Harmonia axyridis, 2401 nucleotides long. RefSeq names its product glycosylphosphatidylinositol anchor attachment 1 protein (gene GAA1). Gene Ontology annotation, cellular component: membrane; GPI-anchor transamidase complex. Gene Ontology annotation, biological process: attachment of GPI anchor to protein. Bases 106 to 2160 code for a protein of 684 amino acids. The record is from RefSeq and is a predicted model, not a curated record. Lineage: Eukaryota; Metazoa; Arthropoda; Insecta; Coleoptera; Coccinellidae. The transcript has a single exon.
UGUACUCUAUGAUCAUUCUAUGGUAUUUAAUUGAAAAUGUUUACUUCUCUCAAAGACUGAAUAUAUCAGAGAAAACCUCUGAUAAACCUGAAGAAUAUCUUCAUUAUGGGUUUAUUGACUGAUCCAAAUUGCGAUCAAGGGAAAUUAACCAAAGCACUCCUGAAAUACCACAAUGUCAUAUGCAUAAUAUUUUAUAUCGCCGGUGGAAUCGCCUUCUCACUUUUAGCCAGUAAGGAACUCAGUAACAACACAUAUUUCUCUGAAAAUGCUCUUCUGGCAGGCUUAGUGAAGUCAGAGUUUCGUGAUGACUCUCUCGCUAGACUCUACUUCAAAGAACUGCAAGACGAAAUGGUGAAAUAUGAACAUUCCUUGCCAUAUCCAUGGCUUCUUGCUAAAUUUCAACAAAUAGGAUUGGAUACCUACACACAUAAUUUCACUCUGCAUCCCGUGUUAGGGAAGUCUCAAAAGUUCACUGGAAAAAACGUAUAUGGAAUUCUGAGAGCACCUCGGGCUGCUAGUACAGAAUCGCUGAUCCUAAGUGUUCCAUAUCGUCCCCCAACUAGUCCACACCCUACAACAGCACCUUCCAUUGCAAUGCUAUUGGCUUUUGCAAAUUUUGCAUCUAAAGAGAAAUAUUGGGCUAAGGAUAUCAUAUUCUUGAUAACUGAACAUGAGCAGCUUGGAAUUCAAGCUUGGCUUGAAGCAUAUCAUCAAGUGAGCUGUGGAACUGGUGUAUUAGAAAGUGGAGAUUUGGAAGGAAGAGCCGGAUCCAUCCAAGCUGCUAUCAAUCUAGAACUUCAUUCUGUUAAAAUAGCUCAUAUUGAUAUAAAAAUCGAUGGAUUGAAUGGACAACUCCCUAACCUUGAUCUUUUCAAUUUAGUUACCAAAAUUUGUACAAAAGAAGGUGUUUUCAACACUUACAAAAUGAGAGAAAACAAGGAAUUUGGGCAAGCAGUUGAAGAUUGGCACUAUGCGCAAGAAACUCUAUUUGCAACGAUGUUAUCUAAAGCAAUUGGUGUACCAGACGGAAAUCAUGGAUUAUUCCACCGAUUUGGAAUAGAAGCUUUAACAAUCGAAGGACAUCCUUACAAUGGUAAAGGAAACAAUUGGAGAGUUGAAUUUCUGAUAGUUGGUAGAAUUUUGGAAGGUGUCUUCAGAAGCUUGAAUAAUCUACUGGAAAAGUUUCAUCAGAGUUUCUUUUUCUAUUUUUUAAUUUCUUCUAAUAGAUAUGUAUCAAUUGGACAUUAUUUCCCGUCACUUGCUGCUAUAGCGGGAGUGCUUUAUCUGAGGGCUUGUGCCAAAUGGUGUAAUUUACAAAAAAAGGCGAAAUCUGAGAAAAAUGAGGAUGAAGAUGAGGAAGAAGUAAAACAGGAAGAAAUUCAAGUUUUAGAAGGUCAUAAAAGAGUGAAGGAGGUGUUUUGUGACAAAGACCAAUUGGCAAAGAUGCAAAAGUCAUUCCAGCAAGAAAUGAAAUUAGCUUGUGCUGACCCUGAACCAGAAAAGAGCCAGCUGAGUGAAGUUCUUUUAGUGUUUCUCAUUGUUCAUUGUAUAGGAAUAACCUUGAUGAAUAGUCCAAAACAUUUGGUUCAAUUAGGAGAAGCUUUUGAUAUUCCAAAAGAAAAAUUCCUGUUUGGUGCAUACUUCUUGUUAUCCAUAAUCCUGUUAAUCAUUCCAGCUUUUGUUAAGUUCAGGAAAAAUGUGGAAGCCAUGGCUAUAUUCAACGUUCUGGCUCUUUUAGAGUUGGGGACAUUUUUAAUCUGUAUUGGAAUGAAUAAUUUCAGUUUAGCAAUAUUUAUGGGAUUGCUUUACACUCCUUUAGUUCUAUUCAUCAACAAUUGCCACUCCAAAAUUGCAAUCAUAAUUCAAAGGUUUUUUUGGUGUUCGUUCCAUCCUAUAUUUCUUAUUCUUAUCCUUUGUUUAAACCGUAUUACUCUUAUGUUUCCUAAUGAAGAACCAGACGAACAUCUUUUACGUGUUUUAGCUGCUGCUCAACAAGCUUUAGUUUAUAGCAUUGUGGAUUCAAUGAUAUAUGGAAAUUGGUUGUUCAAUAUCAUAACGGCAAUAUUUAUACCUAAUUGGUUAUGUUUCUGGAUUCUUACCUUUUCUCCUAAAAGCAUUGAAGAGGAUAAAGAUAAUGUUGAUCAUAAAAAACUUGACUGAGAUAAUUUUUUAUUUGGAUUAAAUGUAUUUACAUUAUUAGUCAUGAGUGAGAAACUCAGGUUCGCCUACUUUUGUAUUUUUUUCUACUGUUAAUCAACUGUUACUAUUCCAUAUAAGAAAUAAAUAUAGUAUCUAAAAAUUUAAUUCAAAGAUACUUGAUAGACUAGUCAAGAAAAAACAUUCUGUAAUGUUUCUAAUAAAUGUACUACUGAAAAAAUUCAAUAAAAGUCCUUAGAACCUA